Molecule: messenger RNA, 3614 nt
Organism: Paramuricea clavata
Lineage: Eukaryota; Metazoa; Cnidaria; Anthozoa; Malacalcyonacea; Plexauridae
Source: the annotation of a GenBank genome assembly
AUGAAAAUAGGAAAAUAUACAAAACAAACAAACUUUCUUACUUUGCCAGACGGUAAAUCAAGGCUGUAGAUUUAUUUAUGUUUGUUAAUAUUGUUUGCUAUAGUCUCUAUUCAAAAGUACUUUAUGAGAUAGGUUGUUCUAAGGGACUGUUCGUUAAUUAUGGCCAAGGGGGGGAGGAGGCUGGUGUUCAGAAUGGGGCGGUACAAAUUUCAAAAUCAGAAAAAAGUGGGGUGUACAUUUUUUGAGUCGAUGAAAAAUGGGGGGGGGUACAAUUUUAGUUCUAGCAAUUUCAUACAUUGCUUGACUUUGAUAGUAUGCAAAGAAAUAUUGGGCAAAAAUAAAAGAAAUUUCUAGAUUAGCAGAAAAACACUAUAGUUAAAUAUUUAACAAGCCCCAGGCUAUAGAUUAAGUAUGGACAGAUGUGUAACUUCAGUAAAAAAGUUGCCCCAUGGGCGCCAUUUUCCUAGCAAGUGUCGCCCGUGUGAUUAUUCGUCAUUUGGUAAUGUCACAGAAUAGAAAAUAGACCAGAAGGUCCACUUAGCCAAAAUUAUGUCCGAAAUUUUUCAUGCGCAGGCGCGAGCCAGCAAGUGUAAUCACCACGACAUCAAACACAAGCAAUACGCUAUCACUUGAUAAAGAUCACCAUUUUUAAAUGCCACAGGUCCAAAUAAUGGGUCAUUGCAACAGGAAGACACAACUUAAAACCCAAAAGCAUAAAAUAUUUACACAAUAAUUGCAGAAUAUGCGCGCACACUUCGAGCAUGUUUUGUGAAUUUCAAGAAAAAACGUUGAUUUGAGGAAUUGAUGCCAGAUUGACGCUGACGAACGCUGACGUGAUGUUCGCAGCAAGUGCCACACACAUCAUCUCGCGUGCGAAAUUUGUGAUAUGCAAGGCGAAAAUCGCGGACACGAAAAUGUUAAAGAAAGGUGUACAGUGAGGCUUCUGGUCUAUUUUCAAUUCUGUGAUAAUGUCAUUGCUUUUGAAAAUGCUUUCAACACCUAGCUUUUCUACAACUUUACAAAUGAUGUUGUUGAUUGUUUAAGGAAAUAAUUGUCCGGGGGAAAAUUUUUCUCGCAUGAUUUUUUUUUUUUUGGGGGGGGGGGUACAAUUUUUAAAACGUUGAAUUUUAGGGGGGGCGUACAUUUCUUGAUAAACUCCCUAAAAAAAACCCCUAAAAAACCCCCUAAUAAACUCCCUAAAAAACUCCCUAAAAAAAUUAAUUUCUUUUUGUCAAAACCAAAAAAGAAAUUAAUUUUGUGACCAAAAAUGGCAAAUUUAAACGAAAAUGCCAAAACACAUAUCGAUAGAUUUUCGUUUAAUAUCGAUGGAUGUUGCGAAGCAAUUUGUGGCUACUUGAGUGUGGGGCACUUAAAGUGUUAAACAAUGGGAAGUGACCAGCCUGCUUUGCACGCACUGUUUGCCUGUGAAUCGGGCCGGAAAUCGGGCUGGAGCGUGUGUACUCUAAUUCUUUCUGUCACUUUCAUUUGAUCUUACAGUAUCUGUGAGUCGGCCUCAACAGCCUUUGACCUACUCUAAUUCUACAUGGGAAUUUCAUGUACUACAUAGAAUUACGGUAGCAUGUUAAUCAGCAAGAAAAAAGACCUCAAUAUGAACAUUGAUAUUCAAGGCAAUAUUCAUGGAUGUGCGGAAAUACCAGAUUUUUUUCGAGUGUUGAACAUGGGGGGGGGCUUGAGCCCCCAAUACAUGCCGCUGGGUUACAUCCUAACGUUCGAUGUUAUAUCGAUAUUGUAUCAUCUACACUAGUUAUGUUCGUUUAUAAUAACUUCCAUAUGUACUUUUUUUUCUGUGUUGGUGUUGUGUACUCAGGUGAAUAUGAUGCUUGUGAUGUUACGCUGAGUGUAUAUCCACACCGGGCGAGCUUGAAAAAUAUGCCUGGUCACGGUGGGAAUCGAACCUAUGACCUCUGGAAUACUGGGCUAGUAUUCCAGAGGUCGUAGGUUCGAUUCCCACCGUGGCCAGGCAUACUUUUCAAGCUUACCCGGUGUGGAUAUACACUCAGUCUCAGAGUAACAUCACAAGCUUCCAUAUACUGCCAACGUGAAUGCCGAAGGGUGCCAAAGGAAUUUAAACAAAUCUUCCCCUGAACGCAGGAUAUUUGUUUUUCAGGGUUGUAAUUAACCCCUUUAUAUUCUCUUACAUUCACAUAGGUAUUGUGUGCAAUACCCUUAAGCAAAGUUCAAUCCAAACUUCAGAAAAUCUGACAGAUAUAUUGGCACUUGUCAGUGAAACUAAUACUGGUGAAAACAGUUUCCUGGAUUCAGAACAAUUUAAAAAAGCAAAGAAAGUUUUCAAACAAGCAGUAAUUGAAGCGAGACGGGCUUUACAUGUAAAAGCACUGAGCUCAGAGGAACGUAUUCUUGCAGCUACUGUUCUCCUUGGAAGCGGAAUGCUUGAACAGUUGGAUGACCCCAAAACGGUUGUCUCUGAUUGUGAACACUAUCUGAACGAUUUGCACAAUCUACUAGCCAUACCGGAAAUAUAUUCAGUGCACUUUAUGAAGGGAAUAAAAUCAUUUUUCAAAAAAGAUUCACGAGCUAGAAUUCUAGAAUCUGUUGCAGCGAUCAGUUUGGUCUUGGCCGAAUUUAUCUCAAAGUUUAGAAAAGAAAGGAUUGCACUUUUCGAUUGGCCUUUGGUAAAACAUGAUGAACAUAAGCUUGCUAUCAAUCCAAUUCUUUACCAACAGAAAAGUAAACAAAAUCUAAAUGAUCAAAGAGAUAGUCCAGUAUGGAACAAUAAAGUACUUCAAGGAGAGAGAAUCCCAAAUCCAAGUGGGAACUGUUCACUUAACAGCAAAGGAGACCUUGUUUGUCUUUUAAGUGGCAAGGAUGAUAAAUGUGGUCUUGGAAAACUCAGCGGAGCCACAGGUGAACUGCAACUGUUUCCUCUUUCUCCUUCCAAAAAUAUAAAGACUGAAAAUAUUAAGUAUUGUUGUGUUGCUGUUGAUGAAGAUGACAGAAUGUAUGUCCUGUCGUGGUAUGAUGAUGAUGUUGGCUACAAGUUAUCAGUCUAUACUAAAGAUGGAGUCAUUCAGUAUCAUUGUGAAGUGAAUGUCCAUAUUGUUCAACAAUCUUGUUACAUUGCUGUGACCAAAGAUAAGAAGAUUGUCAUUUGCGGUGUGGACGAUGAUGGAGAGAUCGUAGUACAUUUAUGCAGAAUUAGUGAAGAUCAAGAGCCACAAAUGCAACUGUUGACAUUAACCACUGAUUUGAGGAAUCAUUUGUUAGAAAGUGUGUUUGUUUCCUGCAAGAAUGAGAUAAUAGUAACAACAAUAAAUGUUACUAAGCAGUCAAAUGUUCUUUACAUCUACACAGAAGAUGGACAGUUACAAAGGACUGUUGAAUUUCGUCCCAGUAAAGGUAACAAAUAUUUGAGUGUUUGUUACAACCAAGACAAUAUCAUUGGUUUUCAUGUUGCCAAUCGCAAGAUAUUUGUGGAAUAUUUGUCUGCUGAAACUGGUGAACUUCAAGUUACUUAUUUAUUAAGUACAACAAACUUUCCAGUAAAUAUAUCCUAUUUUCACCUUGUCUGCCAUACAAAUGGUACACUAGCUUUGAUUGAUGAUAAGCAUGUAAUUUUACUGCGUAAAAUGUAA